AUGUUCAAGUCAUUCGCUAGAUCAUCAGCCUCUUUGCUCAAGACCAACAGCAGCAGCGUUGUUGGCAGAAGAUCGUUCGCCACCGAGACCGCCAACGAGGAGCUCUUGACUUUCUCGUUCAUGGUGCCACAUCAGAUCCUGUUCAAGGAGAAGCGUGUGCAGAUGCUCACACUGCCAGGCGCCCGCGGCGUGUUUGGUGUGCUCAAGAACCACAUCCCAAAGAUUGCCGAGUUGAAGCCAGGCGUCGUCCAGGUGCACCACGAGUCGGGCGACAUUGAGAAAUACUUCAUCAGCGGAGGCUUCGCCUUUAUCAACCCAGACGCUUCAUGCUACAUCAACGCCGUCGAGGCCGUCCCCGUCGACCAGCUCGACGCCGCCGAGGUCAAGACCGGUCUGGCCCGCUACACUCAACUCUACAACGAAGCCGCCGACGAGACUGCCAAGGCUACCGCCUUGAUCGGUCUGGAGGUUCACCAGCAGAUGGCAUACGCUGUCGGUGUUGCUCUUUAA
Messenger RNA from Acytostelium subglobosum LB1, 510 nucleotides. RefSeq lists its product as hypothetical. The transcript has a single exon. Lineage: Eukaryota; Evosea; Eumycetozoa; Acytosteliales; Acytosteliaceae. The record is from RefSeq and is a predicted model, not a curated record. Gene Ontology annotation, molecular function: proton-transporting ATP synthase activity, rotational mechanism. Gene Ontology annotation, biological process: proton motive force-driven ATP synthesis. The coding region runs from base 1 to 510 and encodes 169 amino acids.